Carassius gibelio (silver crucian carp) is the source of this 2562-nucleotide messenger RNA. Its product is annotated as protein IWS1 homolog. Lineage: Eukaryota; Metazoa; Chordata; Actinopteri; Cypriniformes; Cyprinidae. The record is from RefSeq and is a predicted model, not a curated record. Bases 260 to 2203 code for a protein of 647 amino acids. The transcript has 16 exons. Gene Ontology annotation, biological process: poly(A)+ mRNA export from nucleus. Gene Ontology annotation, cellular component: nucleus.
UCGGCGCGUCUGCACGCAUGCGUCCCAGAGCGGCGACGACACCAUUUUAGAGGAAAGGAAAACAGGGACAAAUACUGGCAAACAGUAACAAUAUAUCAGCAGUUUAAGUGAUAAGAGUUCAUGUGUGUGCUGAGAAACCAGGACAGAUAGAAGAUCCCCGCUGAUCCACAGAAGAGCCGGGUUCCGAUAUCAGCUCCGCGUCUGUUCGGGGGGGUGUGUGUGUGUGUGUGUGUUCGGUUCUGUUCUGUCCUCGGUCCAGAUGGAUGAAGACGAGGAGAUCCACUCAGAUGAUGGCAGCGCUACCCCAGUCCAGGACGAGCAGGAGGAGGCCAGACCCCGAUCACCACCGUCUGAGGAUGAAGGCAGUGAUAACGAGGACGCUGUUCACGACAGAAGGUCUGAGAACGCAGACAGCGGCUCGGAUCACGAGGCUCAUGGAGGAGGAGAUGCAAGCGAUUCGGAGCCUGAGCCGCCGCGGCCCGCAGACAGUGAUGAGGAAGAGGAGGGCAGCUCUCCUGUGAAGCGAAGAGCGAGUACCUCGGACAUUGAGGAGGAAGAGGAGGAGAAACCACUCCCAGCCAGCGACUCAGAGCCGGAGGAAACAGAGAAGAAACACAGCCCUAAAUCAGACGCGGGCAGCGAUUCAGACGAGGACAAACCCAAACAGAAAACUCUGAGAGACUCUGAUGCAGAAGAAGAGGAGGAGGAGGAGGGAGGGAGGAAGGAGGAGGAGGGAAAAUGGAAAGCUGUGAUGAACUCAGACAGUGAAGAAGAAGAGGAGAGAACGAAACAGGAAAAACAGGAAGCAGGAAGUGAUGAGGAUGAAGGGCCUAAACGACGGGCUCUGGCCAGUGAUGAUGAAGAUGAAGAUGAGAAGCCUGUGAAGAGGAAGAAGGCUGUUCUGUCAGACAGUGAUGAAGAUGAGGAGAAAGAGGUGAAGAAGAGCAGGCUGGUGUCUGAUGAAGACUCCGGCAGUGAUGAAGGCUCUGGAGCUCCUGAUAAGAGUUUAGCAGCUAAACUGAAGGAGCUGGGCUCAGACAGCGAGGAUGAGGAGGACGCGAUGAAGAAGGACACAGGGAAGAAGGACGAGAAGGCUCUGUUCGGCAGUGGCAGUGACAGCGACUCCGGCGACGACGAGGAAGAGAAAAUGAUCGCAGACAUCUUCGGAGAAUCCGGGGAUGAGGAAGAGGAGGAGUUUACAGGCUUUAAUCAAGAGGAGCUGGAGGCCGAGCGACCGCAGUCUCAGGCGCCGGGACACAAGGGACUGGAGAACGACUCUGAUUCAGAUGAAGAUGUGGACCGAGGAGGAAAAGACAUGUCCUUCAUGUCAGACUUCGAGAUCAUGUUGGCCCGUAAGAAAGCUCAGAGCGGCAAACGCAGACGCAAUCGAGACGGAGGGACGUUCAUCAGUGACGCCGAUGAUGUCGUGAGCGCCAUGAUCACCAAAAUGACAGAAGCUGCAGAGGAGGACCGGACUCUGAACAGUCAGAAGAAACCAGCUCUGAAGAAGCUCAUGCUGCUGCCCACAGUGGUGAUGCAUUUAAAGAAGCAGGAUCUGAAGGACACGUUCAUAGACAGCGGUGUGAUGAUGGCCAUAAAGGAGUGGAUCAGUCCUCUCCCCGAUAAGAGUCUCCCAGCGCUCAAGAUACGAGAGGAGCUCCUCAAGAUCCUGCAGGAACUGCCCAGCGUGAGUCAGGAAACACUGAAGCUCAGUGGAAUCGGUCGAGCCGUCAUGUACCUCUACAAACACCCGAAAGAGUCUCGACCGAACAAAGACCUCGCGCUCAAACUCAUCAACGAGUGGUCACGGCCCAUCUUCGGUUUAUCAUCCAACUACAAGGGAAUGACGAGAGAAGAGAGAGAGCAGAGAGACCUGGACCAGCAGAUCGCCCCGCGCAGACGCCUCAGUUCAGGAGGACAGACUCCUCGCAGAGAUCUGGAGAAAGUGCUCACCGGAGAGGAGAAGGCGUUGCGGCCGGGUGACCCGGGGUUCUGUGCUCGAGCUCGUGUGCCCAUGCCCUCUAAUAAGGAUUACGUGGUUCGUCCCAAGUGGAACGUGGAUAUGGAAUCAAACAGAAGGGGCUUUAGGAAGGGCAUCAGCCUGCUGGAGAAACACAAGCGGCGUUUUGCAGAGCAGAGGAAGCAGCGUCGGCCGCAGGGAGCUGUGAAAAUCAGCAUUGAGGGAAACCGGAUGCCGCUGUAGUUACACGCUCCUGACUGAGGGGGCAGCUCCGCUGAAGAAGGGCAUGUCGCGUGUGGAUAAACAGAUGCGGCGUUUCGCAGACAUCAAGCGUUCGACGAAGACGGGUCACGCGGUGAAGAUCAGUGUGGAGGGGAACCGCAUGCCGCUCUGACCUCUUACUCCCAGAAUGCCUUGUGUGUGUCUGUGCAUGUGUUCAGAGCCCAGAGAGCUGCUCUGGGAAUGUUUUGGUUCUGAUGUUUCUUUCAUAAUAAAGAGUUUCCAUGUCCGACAUUUUACUCAUGUUCUCCUGGCCUUUUGCUUUUUAUUUGGUUGUUUUCUUAUAUUUUCCUAAUUAUUAAAAAAAGGUUUGGUUUAUUGUG